GCCGGCAGAAGUUACGAAAUUUUCAAUUUACAAGUUUUUUAUCGACCACCAUAACAGUUAUUUAUUUUAAUUCAAUCUUUUCCUUGUACACACCUAAGUCAAUCCGUAUUUGUAAUUAUUUAAGUUAUUUUAAAUUUGUAUAAAAUGAAAUUGACGGCUAUUAUCAUGUUCCUUAUUCCUGUGGUGGUAGCUAGACAUAAUCAUAGGACACUUCUUGAGACCAUAUUGAAAUCUAAGGGGAACGUGUAUUCUAAAGUAGACGAUGAUGUACAAAGUGUAAUGAACAAUUUGUUCGACUCGUUGAACUUGGCGCCGGACUUCCCAUCGCGAUCGAGGAUCAAGUUGUUGUUAACAAUGCAUUAUGAUCUGAAAAGUAUUGCGGAGAAAAAUUUCGAGGCCCACGAUAGAAUGCUAGAUGCUGCCGAAGUUAGUAUAGACAAUAACACCGCGACUGGUAUAGCAUUAAUCACCAUUAUUGGUGAUAUAUUGGAUAACAAGCCUUUCAAUCUGUCCAGCACUUUGUAUGGGAAGUAUGUGCCUCGCAAACGUACUAAACACAAGAAGGAGUCGCAUGUGCCUCGCGCUGUGACCACUACAAGUACCACUACAGAGACAAUUUUGGAAACCACUACAUCACAACCUGUAUUCGCUGACAGCAAAGAAUUCGUGGAAUUCAUUCAUGAUUUUAUAAAGAAAAUAGAUCAACUCAGUGAAAAUGAUUUCUCUAAGCCAGUUGCUGGUGAACCGGUUGCCAUGCCAGUAUCACCAGAAGAAGAUGAUGACGACAACCUUGAGUACUGGGAACCACCACCAGUCCUGGAAUUAGAUUUCGUCAACGACACAAACAGCAGGAGGAUAUUUAAAGGCAAACGGAGUAGAGUGAAGAGUUACCCGUUCAUGGUGAGCAUCCACCUCAUGGGGACCUUCACGUGUGCCGGCUCCAUCCUCACCAGGGACCUGGUCAUCUCCGCAGCAUCCUGUUUACAAUUGCUUCACAAUAACAGAUUUUAUAGAGAAAAUCCGAGCGCUCUAACUGUUCGUGUCGGCAGUGAUUUCUUCGCCAGGGGAGGGGAGAUCAUACCCGUUGUGGAGACCUAUUUCCACCCUGGCUACGACCCUAAAACGUUAGCCAACAACCUGGUAAUGCUGCGGUUGUACAAACAUAUAAGAUUCCUGAGAAAGGAGAGGAAAGUGAAGAGGAUACGGUUCGACAGGACGCCGGCAAAUUUAGCGACCAACACUGAGAAUAUUAUAGUCAUUGGAUGGGGUGCUAGGAAGAAAAGCAACGUGAUAGAUCAGUUUGAAAGGAUGCUGGUGGCGAAGCUGGACAUCUACCAAGUGAACGAAUGCGCUGAGAUCUAUUCCCCUACAUUUGUGACGGACAAGAACUUUUGCGCUGGAUUCAUAUCGAAUGGCGGCGGUGCUUGCAAUAAAGACGUCGGUGGUCCAGGAGUUGUUGGUGGCACGCUGAUUGGAGUUAUAAGCUUCGGCGCUCCCGUGUGCGGAGCCAUAGACUCCCCUACCGUCUUCACAAAACUUGGCUAUUACGGCAAAUGGAUCGACAGCGUUAUUAGAACGAGAUCUGGUAUAAAACCAAUAGGAGUACGAACUACACCACAGCCUCCCCCUCGUAUAUGGACGAUGUUCACCCAAACAACCGAACCAAUCUUAGUUCCAAUACAACCAACACCCGCAACGAAAAAUAAAGUAUUUGCUCUGAAACAGGCUCGUAUCGAACCAAUGCUGACUGACAUAGAUUCCUUGCCAGACAUUAUGUAUGGAGAUUUGCCUGAAGAAGACGUUUUUGAGAUGUUCACCACCUCCACAAAGACGAUGAAGCCUUUGCAACAUCCGCUGGCGAACAAAAGUAUUUUCCUCUACCAGGGAUGCAUAUUCCGAUAGAGACAUCGUCGUACGUCACGAUUGUGUUGUCGAGUUCCCACACAUUGGCGCCACACAUGACGGAACUUUCUAAACCACCUGAAGAAGUUACGGAACAGACUCCAGUUACCAUCUCAGAAUACUUCUCUGACUUUUUCUUUAACUCUUAUGAGCGGACUACACAACCGAGCUCUUACGAGAGACCAUCUCCUAAGCCUCUACGUAAUCAAAUGCGUCACAAAGACAAUGA
Molecule: messenger RNA, 2131 nt
Organism: Spodoptera frugiperda (fall armyworm)
Lineage: Eukaryota; Metazoa; Arthropoda; Insecta; Lepidoptera; Noctuidae
Product: serine protease Hayan-like
Exons: 7
Coding region: 145-1902 (585 amino acids)
Biological process (GO): proteolysis
Molecular function (GO): serine-type endopeptidase activity
Source: RefSeq, a predicted model, not a curated record